AUGGAGAAUGGCCGGGUCUCCACGUCACUGGACAAGGAGGAACCCACUACAGUGGCUAAGAAAACUGAUAUGUGUAAGAAGCAGAAGGUGUUUAAAACUGAAUUGCAGCAUUCUGAUCAUUUAUUGGACAUUAGACUGGAAUCCUGGACCACUCCUGAGGCCAUACAUAGGCCCACUAUAGCUGCUUCCUUGCCUGCUAAGGCUAUAGAAGCCUGGGUACAGGCACUUGAGGAAGAGCUGCAUGCGGAUAUCUCUGAGGAAGGUCAGAACUCAUUAAAACUGCUUCUUAUUACAUUCAGGAAGCAUCAGCUGAGGCUGGGUCUUCUUCCAAAGGUGAAACGUGUUAAGAACAAGCCUAGUCAUGUUGGACACCACAGGAAAAAAAAUCUAAAUAUCAAUAGACAUAAAUCUUGGUCCUGCUCUGAAUGUGGAAAAUGUCUUUCUAGUAAGGCAUCGCUUAGUAUGCACCAGAGAACUCACACAGGCGAGAAGCCAUUUCCAUGCUCAGAGUGUGACAAAUGCUUCACAUUCAAAUCAGCUCUUGUUAGACAUCAGAGAACUCACACAGGCGAGAAGCCAUUUCCAUGUUCAGAAUGUGGGAAAUGUUUUCCACAGAAAUCAUGUCUUGUUACACAUCAGAGAAAUCACACAGGAGAGAAGCUAUUUCCAUGUUCUGAAUGUGGGAAAUGUUUUCCACAGAAAUCAUGUCUUGUUACACAUCAGAGAAAUCACACAGGAGAGAAGCCAUUUCCAUGUUCUGAAUGUGGGAAAUGUUUUCCACAGAAAUUAUCUCUUGUUAGACAUCAAAUAACUCACACAGGCGAGAAGCCAUUUCCAUGUUCUGAGUGUGGGAAAUGUUUUUACCGUAGCUCACAUCUGAUAAGACAUCAUAAGAUUCACAUCUCCAAUGACCUGUCUUGGGUGUUCAUUGAACUAUUGAUGACAAUAAAGUAUUAUUAUUAUAUAGGUGAUAGGCCAUUAUCCUGCUCUGAGUGUGGGAAAUGUUUUACAUGGAAAUCAGAUCUUGUUAUACAUGAGAGAGUUCACACAGGUGAGAGACCAUAUCCAUGCUCUGAGUGUGGGAAAUGUUUUAAAGCGAAAGCACAACUUACUUUGCAUCAGAGAAGUCACACAGGUGAGAGACCAGCUAGAUGUUCUGAGUGUGGGAAAUGUUUUGCACAGAAUUCUGAUCUUGUUAGACAUCAGAGAAGUCACACAGGUGAGAAACCAUUUCCAUGCCCUGAGUGUGGGAAAAGUUUUAUACAGAAAUCAGGUCUUGUUACACAUCAGAGAAGUCACACAGGUGAGAGGCCAUUUCCAUGUUCUGAGUGUGGAAAAUGUUUUGACAGUAGCUCACAUCUGAAAAGACAUCAGAAGAGCCACACAGGAAAGAAGCCAUUUUCCUGCUCUGAGUGUGGGAAAUGUUUUACCAUUAGCACAAGUCUGAAAACACAUCAAAAGAUACAUACAGAGCAGAAACCAUGUUCUGGCUCCAAAAGUGGGAAAAGUUUCAGUCCUAAGUCAAAUCAGAAAGUAUAUAAAACAAGUCACGCAGGAGAAAAACUAUAAUAUUGUUCUGAAUGUUGUAAAUGGUUUUCCUUUAUCUCAGAAGAGUUUUGGAAAAUCUACACAGGAGAGAAGCCAAUGGGGGUAAUUCAGAUCUGAUCGCUGGGCUGCUUUUAUUGGUGUCCAGCAUUCAGAUAGUCGCUGCCUACAGGGGGAGUGUAUUUUUGCCGUGCAAGUGUGCAAUCGCAUGUGUACGCCGAGCUGCUAAAAUUCAGUGUGUGCAGUCUGUACGCAGCCCAGGACUUACUUAUCCAUUGCGAUCACAUCAGGCUGAUCGGAGCCAGAGCUGAUGUCAGACGCCCUCCCUGAAAACGCAUGGGCACGCCUGCGUUUUUCCAAACACUCCCAGAACACGGUCAGUUGCCACCCACAAACGGCUUCCUCCUGUCACUCACCUUACGUACGGAUUUUUCGCACCAAUCCGCCGCUGACCAGCGAUGCCCUUUGUUGUUGUCCGACGCGCAUGUGCAUUGCGGUGCAUACACACGCGCAUUUACUACCUGAUCGCCCGCUGUGCGAUAACGCACAGCCGCCAUCAGAUCUCAAUUACCCCCAAUAUCCUUAUUCUGAACAUUAAAAAAUCUUUACAACCUAAUACAGACAUUGGUCUGAAAAACCAAAGACAGAGCUGAUCUAAUCUGCAGCCUUCCCGUCAUUUUAUAACAUUGGGAACCAUUAAACCAUAAUAAUCAGAGUUACUAACAGCCUCCCAGGACCUGGAACGCCAAGAGGAGCUGUUUGGCAGGACUACAGCAACAAUGUAUAAGGACCCAUCUGUAUUAUGUAUAGGUUCCUUUAGGGGCCCAUUUGGGCAGAGUAGCCACUCCUUGGUAUAGGGAGGAAGUAUUUGCCCAGUGGAGUCCCAGAGGAUUUUAGGUUUCCUGCUGUGUCCAACUGUUCAAACGUGGGAGCCCGGCACAGUUACCGGUAUGGCUCCAUUAUGUGAAGUUUCAUCUUUAAGCAAGACGGCCGGAGCACCGAGGUUCUGGAUGAACUCUUACUUUUUUUUUUUAAGUGGCAAUCAUUUGCAGUCUGGUUUUGCCUUGUAAAUGACUGCUGCUUUUAAAAAAAAAAUCACGUUCGGCCGGAAUCUCGGAGCUCCGGCCGUCUCUAACUGCAUUACAUCUAGCCCGUAGUGUGUGAACAAACAGUAUCUGCAUUUGUAGUUCUUACAUACUCAUGCAGAUGAUAAAACGUAUGAUAUUCUCCUGCAGAAUGCGAGAAAGGUUUUACUUACAGCUCAUCUCUCGUUAUACGUCAUAACCCAUAUUAAUUUUCCUAGUGGGCAGAAAGUAACCUAUGGACAUAUGAGAGACCACACAGGUAGCGGGCAUGUUCCUUACUAUAGAGAUAACCCAUAUUCAUGUUCCUAGUGGGCAGAAAGUAACCUAUGGACGUAUGAGAGACCCCACAGGUAGCGGGCGUGUUCCUUACUACAGAGAGUACCCAUAUUCAUGUUCCUAGUGGGGAAUGUCCUGUGGGCAGAAAGUAACCUAUGGAUGUAUGGGAGACCCCACAGUUAGCGGGCGUGUUCCUUACUACAGAGAGAACCCAAAUUCAUGUUCCUAGUGGAUAAUGUCCUGUGGGCAGAAAGUUACCUUUGGAUGUAUGAGAGACCCCACAGGUAGCGGGCGUGUUCCUUCCUAUAGAGAGAACCCAUAUUCAUGUUCCUAGUGAAGAAUAUCCUGUUGGCAGAAAGUAAUCUAUGGAUGUAUGGGAGACCCCACAGGUAGCGGGCGUGUUCCUUACUACAGAGAGUACCCAUAUUCAUGUUCCUAGUGGGGAAUGUCUUGUGGGAAGAAAGUAACCUAUGGAUGUAUGGGAGACCCCACAGGUAGUGGGCAUGUUCCUUACUACAGAGAGAACCCAUAUUCAUGUUCCUAGUGGAGAAUGUCCUGUAGGCAGAAAUUAACCUAUGGAUGUAUGAGAGACCCCACAGGUAGCGGGCGUGUUCCUUACUAUAGAGAUAACCCAUAUUCAUGUUCCUAGUGGAGAAUGUCCUGUGGCAGAAAGUAAUCUAUGGAUGUAUGGGAGACCCCACAGGUAGUGGGCGUGUUCCUUACUACAGAGAUAACCCAUAUUCAUGUUCCUAGUGGAGAAUGUACUGUGGGCAGAAAGUAACCUAUGGAUGUAUGAGAGACCCCACAGGUAGCAGGUGUGUUCCUUACUAUAGAGAUAACCCAUAUUCAUGUUCCUAGUAGAGAAUGUCCUGUGGGCAGAAAGUAGCCUAUGGAUGUAUGCGAGAUCCACAGGUAGCGGGCGUGUUCCAUACUAUAGAGAUAACCCAUAUUCAUGUUCCUAGUGGAGAAUGUCCUGUGGGCAGAAAGUAACCUAUGGAUGUAUGAGAGACCCCACAGGUAGCGGGCGUGUGCCUUACUAUAGAGAAAACCCAUAUUCAUGUUCCUAGUGGGGAAUGUCCUGUGGGCAGAAAGUGACCUAUGGAUGUAUGAGAGACCGCACAGGCAGCGGGCAUGUUCCUUAGUAUAGACAGUUCUACUUGCUUUGCCAAGUAAUUAUACAGUGAGUAGAAACUUUUAAUUUACGCUGUUUUUUCCUGAUUACGUUUAUUUGUAAGAAUAAUUGCUGUGCAAUUUGGUGUAUACCUUAUAAACUGCAUGUAGUGUCUGCUUCAUUUCUGUCAUUGUUACCAGGUCUGAAAUUAAUGAGAAACUAGUUAUAAUUUACAAGCUUGCCCAACCCAGGGUGUAGCUAUUGCAGCACCUUUAUUUUAUACUCCCUUAAAUACUCCUAUAAUUCUUAUAACCUUAUAAACCUUUUAAAAAUUUGCCAAAAUAUUGACAUCUUCACGGCUGCGGUGAAGCCACGAUAAGCGUGGCAUCAUCUAUAUAUAUAUAUAUAUAUAUAUAUAUAUAGAGAGAGAGUACACACACACAUACAUACUGUAUAUGUAAUCUCAUGUGCCAGAAAACCUUAAAGACACCUGUCUGGUAACACGUUGGUCCUCCUCUCAGUCAGAUAGGUCCUCCAGGGUUUACAGCAGUAACACAUCCCUGAAGAAGGUCAUUGAACAAAACGCAUUGUAUGGUUCUGUAUUGCAUUCAAUGGACGUGCAUUGACUUUCCUGGACCUUAAUGAUGUGUUAUUGAUAUGUGCACUGAUGUAUUAUUUCUUUUAAUGUACGUUUUUUUAAUCCUUUUUUAUCUAAUAAAUUUACAGUAACACACUUUGAUAGCCUCUUGUGUUUGUUGGUGUUGGGAAUUGAUUGCACUUGUUUGAAGAUACUAACAAUCUAAUUUCAUCGAAGGAUGGUCCAUUGAUGGUGGAAUAAAAGAUAUUAGAUAAGCCUUGCUUUCAGUGGAUUUCAGUGGGCAUGCCUGGGAGGCAAUGAAGGUGACUAGCCAGAUAGUGGAACGCUGCAGAUAGUGUCUGCAUCUAAAAAUACACAACCACUCCGAUAUUUGCUGAUCGGCCAGAUAGCUGUAAUGCUGGAUUGCCUGUGGCUGCAGAAGUUCACCACCUCUCCCGGAUAGAUGUAUUGGCAGGGUGAAUAGUGGACGGUAAUCAAUGCUCUCAGCUUCCCGUGAUGGUAUACCAGUAUAAAUUUUCAGGAGUGCAAAUAUCGGAGCCCGCAGUGAGCAUAUCCUGGCUGAGAGCCUGCAGUUCCACCUAUAAGGAUAUCCCAUCCCGGCGCACAUCACACGGGGCGGUGACGGCCUCACCACCGAGUGAAGAAAAGGGAAGGAUACGUCAGCCCAGCAGGGAGAAUCAGUGGUAACUAUUUAUACUGCUUUCAGUUUCACACUGAACUGUUUCCAAUACAGCCGGGACGCCGGUAUACAAAUUAACAACUCCGUGUGUGGACCCAGUAUUAAAAGACUGCCUAUUACUGUGUUACACACUGUUUAUUCAGGACUUCAGCAUAUAUUUAUCUAAAGUGUCACCAAGACAGUUAUUUAAUCAACCUCACAUAUUUUAUGCUAAUUAGGGAUAUUCCCUUGUUCAAACUGGCCAUAUGCAUAUUUGAUAGGUAUUAUUGU
Messenger RNA from Pseudophryne corroboree (corroboree frog), 5564 nucleotides. RefSeq names its product zinc finger protein OZF-like. The record is from RefSeq and is a predicted model, not a curated record. The transcript is spliced from 5 exons. Gene Ontology annotation, biological process: regulation of gene expression. Gene Ontology annotation, cellular component: nucleus. The coding region runs from base 1 to 1569 and encodes 522 amino acids. Lineage: Eukaryota; Metazoa; Chordata; Amphibia; Anura; Myobatrachidae.